AUGUCAGGGCGGGCCGAGGAGGAGAGUGCGUCGAGCGAGGCGCACACGACCCCCACGCGGGCCUCCUCGCGCAAGGAUAAGCGGCGCAUCAACAAGAUCCGUGAUCUGCCGCGGCGCCUAUCGCUCUCGCGCGAGUCGCGGCCGAGCCCGCACGCGAUGAGCCCCAUGGAAAGCAGCUCGCCUGUCCGCUCCGAGACGCUCAGCGAGAGUGCGGCGGUCAGUGCGGGGAUGGGCCACCGGCACACGGUGUCGGAAGACGUCCGCGCGGACGAGCCGGGGAGCGAGGCGGCAAUUCCCCGCCGUAUCGUCCAGUGGAUUAACCGCGUGGCGAACAGCAGCGAAGAGAGCGCCGUCGUGGAGAGCGAGGAGACGCCGUUAUCGAUACCCACAGGGCCCGAGACCAACAAGCAUGUGCAGCGGCGACGGCACCACCGCAUUACGCGCCCCGUCACGACCGAUACGUCGAACGGAGUGCUAUCUCGCCUGGGCGACCGCCUCGCCCAGGGCCGUGUCCCGUCGCUCCUGUGGCAGAUGACGACCGAGAGCUUGCGGCCGCGUGCGCAGGGCUCAGACCAAGGCGUAUGGCUCCUGGGAAUGUACCAUGGGCCGACCGAGACGCGCCCGGCGCCCGAGAGUACAGAGACGUCCAGCACGAGCACCGAGUCGGGCAAGGAGCCGAGCGAGGGAAGCUCGGAUACGAGCGAGGUGCGCCGCCGGCGGGCAUGGCGUGCCGCGCUCGAACACGAUGUGUCGAGCGUCGUUUGGUGCACGUAUCGCUCCAAUUUUCCGCCGAUCGCCCACGACGGCUACAUUGGCGCCGACGAGGAGGCGGCCGCCGCCGCGGUCUCGGCAGCGACCGAGGAGCUGUGCUCUGCGCCGCCCGAAGAAGAGGCGCCACCGGCGUCGCCGCAAGAGUCGACUACGCAGACGCUCACGCGCGUCCUGCUGCACCCCGGCGAGGUGCUGUACAGCUCCGCGGCCACGCGCGACUGGCUGUUGCAGCAGCUCGAGAGCCGCGGCUGGCAGCUCCCCGGCCUCUUGGCGCAGCUCCCGGUCGCGACCGGCGUGCAGUCGCGGCAGGAGCACGCGACGCCGGCUGUCGUUGCAUCGAGCCUGCGUGCGAUCCUCGGUGCGGUCGAGCACGACGUGCUGUUUGCGGUGCGUCCGCUGGCGGCGAGCGUGCCGAUCGCGCGCCUGCGCGACUCGCUCGUGUCGCAUCUCGGUGGCCAGUCGGGCCUGCCUGGCCUCUGGUGCUUUGUGAGUGCGCUGUACGAGUCGGUCUCGUCCAUCACGCGGCCGUCGGGCCUCACGACCGAUGCGGGCUGGGGCUGUAUGCUGCGUACGGCCCAGAGCAUGCUGGCGAAUGCGUUGCUGCGUGUGCACUUUGGGCGUGCGUGGCGCAUGCCGCCGAUGGCGGACGGCAAGGUCCAGUGGCGCAGUGCGGACGAGCAUGCAAAGUACGCGCGUAUGUUGUCCUUCUUUCUGGACGACCCCAGCGGUGCGUGCCCGUUUGGGAUUCACCGCCUUGCGGCAGAAGGCAAGCGGCUCGGCGUGGAUGUCGGGGCGUGGUUCGGCCCGAGCACGGCCGCAUCCGUGCUGAGGAACCUUGCGGAAGGCGUGCAAUGUGGCCUCGCGAUUGUCGCGACAAACGACGGCAUGGUGUACCUCGACGAGGUGCGCCACGCCGCCGAGCACGACGGCGUGUGGGCGCGCCCGGUGCUGAUCCUUGUGGCGCAGCGCCUUGGCCUGGAUGCAGUGCCGGCGCAGUACCGCGCUGCGCUCAAGCAUACCUUUACCUUUCCCCAGUCGAUGGGCGUUGCCGGCGGGCGACCGGGAUCGUCGUUGUACUUUAUUGGAUGCCAGCGCGACCAGCUGCUGUAUUUGGAUCCCCACACGUCGCGGCCUGCGAUCCCCUUUCGGCACCCCCCGCCGUCGCUGCGGGGCGUGGACGUGCUGCCUGCGUGUAAGCCGCAAGAAAAAGCGCUGUUGCGAGGAUCGAGCGAAGAGGGGCGGCGUAAGGGCGGCACUGCAAGAGACGGUGUGAAUGAAGAGGGUGUGAAUGCGAAUGGUGCGAUGGACAGUGCCAAGCACGGCACGACCAACGGCACGACGGCCGGUGCAAAGGAAAGUGCCACGGACGGCACGACCGACGGCGCGGCGGCCAGUGCAGACAAGGAGGAUGCAGCGCGUGCUGUGCGCGCCAACGAGGUGGCAAAACCCGCCGGCCCCCCCUCGGCGGCCGAAUUGCUUACAUCGUGGUACUGCCAUGCCUAUUCUACGAAUGAGCUCGCGACCUACCACUGCCCCAAUACCCACCUGAUGUCGCUGAGCAUGGUCGACCCCAGCAUGCUCUUUGGCUUCCUGGUGCGCAGUGAGAGCGAGCUGGGCGACUUUGUCGAGCGCGUGCAGCGCCUGUCUGCCCCCCUCUUUGGCGUGGCCGAGACGCGCCCCACGUACGACGACGUAGAGAGCGAGCCCGAGUGGGCCGAUGCUGUAUAA
Malassezia japonica is the source of this 2499-nucleotide messenger RNA. It is a transcript of the gene ATG4, whose product is annotated as Cysteine protease atg4. The transcript has a single exon. Gene Ontology annotation, molecular function: protein-phosphatidylethanolamide deconjugating activity. The record is from RefSeq and is a predicted model, not a curated record. NCBI's taxonomy places the organism in Eukaryota, Fungi, Basidiomycota, Malasseziomycetes, Malasseziales, Malasseziaceae. Bases 1 to 2499 code for a protein of 832 amino acids.